Molecule: messenger RNA, 1515 nt
Organism: Rotaria sp. Silwood1
Lineage: Eukaryota; Metazoa; Rotifera; Eurotatoria; Philodinida; Philodinidae
Source: the annotation of a GenBank genome assembly
AUGACAACUCAAGAAUAUUCAACAAUUAAAAAACCGUAUCAAAUUACUUUUUCUUCACGUGAUGAAGAAAUAAAAUACACACAAAAGCUCUUAGAAAAUUGUACAACGUAUAAUGGUGAUGCGGAAGGUUUAACAUCUUGGUUAAAAGAAACUGGUGCAUUCCUUGUUAAAGAACGUUAUCCAGAAACCGAUCAUCCAUUUAUUAUUCGGCAUUUAUUAACCGAUGAUGCCCUCGAUUAUUAUCUAGCUCAUGAGGACAUGAUCUUCAAUUUUUAUGAUCUUCGUAAAUUAUUAUUACAUAAACAAAAUGCAUUAGCGCCCUUACGUACUUUGUCAUCACUCGACUCCAUCACCACUUUAUCGUUAGCUGCUACACCUCCUAUUCUCGCGUCUACUCAACUUCCUGCCUCUACAACUACUAUUGAUAAACCAACAGCUAUGACAACUUAUACGUGUGCCCAAUCACUAGAAGAUUUAACACAAAAUGAUAUUCGAAAAACUAUUAUAGAAGAUUUACAACGAAGCACUGCAAAGUUUAUCGGAGAACAUCGACAAGAUGUUCUUAAAUGGUUGAAAACUAUCGAAAUUAAAUUUGAUACAGCGGACAUUCCAACUGCUAAGAAGUUUGAUUUAAUUCCACAAUUACUAGAUAAAGGAGCACUUGAUUGGUUCCAAGAAAAUAAAACGAAGUUUAACAAUUCCUGGAGCGUCUUCGUUGAACAUUUCAAACGAACAUUUGAUUCUCCAAACCGGGCUAGAAUCGCAAUGCAAAAGCUUAAUUCUUAUACUCAAUCACCAUACCAAGACGUUCGAAGUUUCUGCAGUGAAAUGCGGAAACUGUUUUCGGAAGCUGACUCGCAAAUGAGUUCUAUGAUGAAGUUAGAAUUUUUAUUGGCAAAAGUGCAUCCUAGUUAUCGACUUGAUUUACUGAAACAGAAACCAAAAGAUCCAACAGAAUUUGAAACAAUGGCACGGGAUAUUGAAAACAUCUAUCUUGUGAAUGAAGCCAUUGAACAAAAUACUCAAUUCAACACGUCAUUUUCUUCUUCAACUUCCGCUCUUCUUUCUGAUGCACCUCAUCCGGUUUCGUCGAAUUACCAACAACCGCUUCGCAAUAACAACUAUACUAGCACUAACCGGUACACCAGUUCGUCUCGACACAAUUCAUCUUACUCCAACAAAGCUAAUUAUUCGCCACGAUUUUCGUCCAGAACUUCAUUUAGACAAGAUCGAACGCCUUCGUAUCAAUCUUCUAAUAAUCAACAGCCCGGUAAUUCUGUUCAUUCUCGCAACACCACCCGUCAACAUCUUUUCAACUAUCAAUCCGCUUCGGCCACACCACAAUCUCAACUACAAUCACCGUUAUCUACAUCUAGCAUUCCUCCACUUAUGCCAUCUUCGUCUUCAGGUACUCCACCAAUCUCACAAUGGUCCCACUCUCCUGCAUCAGCUGCUGCCGUAAUUUGCCAAUGGUGUUCUCAAUCCGGUCAUUCAGCUCAGGAUUGCCCUUUUUAA